Messenger RNA from Prunus armeniaca (apricot), 453 nucleotides. The record is from the annotation of a GenBank genome assembly. Lineage: Eukaryota; Viridiplantae; Streptophyta; Magnoliopsida; Rosales; Rosaceae.
AUGGGUAUCAAUGGAGGUUUGGUCAGGAGUGUCUUUUCAAGGAAUAGGUCUUUGGGAACUCAUGAGAGCAAUGUAAGGAGCAAUAUGACAGAAAGGAGAAGAUGGAGCUCUGUUAGAUCAUACUUAUGUGGGGAUGAAUAUAAUUCAGUCCUUGCAGAAAAUGAUUCAUCUUCAGUUAAGAGCUCUGUGGUUACUCCCACACAGCUCAAUUCAGUCCUUGUAGAGGACGAUUCUUCUUCCGUUAAGAGCUCUGAGACUACUGUUACACAACCGAUGCCAGAAGACUUAAUAGACAAGGAUGGCAUCAAAAGAGAAGUAACUAAGGAAGAUAUCGAAAUGGCAAAGAAGGAAUUUUCGGUCUCAAAAACUAUGUCUGAAGAGCAAGCAGCAACCAUCAUCCAGUUAGCAUUUAGAGGCUUUCUGGUAACUCCAUUCAAAAUUAUCAUCUUGUAG